Fusarium poae is the source of this 1944-nucleotide messenger RNA. RefSeq lists its product as uncharacterized. The coding region runs from base 1 to 1944 and encodes 647 amino acids. The transcript has a single exon. Lineage: Eukaryota; Fungi; Ascomycota; Sordariomycetes; Hypocreales; Nectriaceae. The record is from RefSeq and is a predicted model, not a curated record.
AUGGACGUCACAGCGUCCACUCUCCAUAGGACCAGUCCACUCGAUUUCGAUUUCGCCAAGAUCCAGCCUUUCGUCAAAUCCGGCACGUUUCUGGAACCACACGACACUACAGCCUUUUCUUCAAACGAGCCCCUUCAGCCUGCAUCCUCCAAACGCACCAACCGCUCCGCAAUGCGUUUCUCCUCAAAUGCAGGCAUCAUUGAAGAGUACGCACGGUCAUGGAACAGUCAAGAUGUUAGCAGCAGUCUGCCUCAUGAUGACGGGAAAGAGUUUGGACAGCUUGUUAUUCCAAGAACGGCGGACGACACACCGAGAUGGCCUUUCAUCAAUGACGAUAGUCUUAACACACCCGACUCGAUAGAUGCGGAGCCACUUUUCCCUUCCUCGGCAAGCACCGUCUCGCACCCAAGGCAGAUACACCGCAUCGAUGAAGACUUGGAAGAACUGGCUGCCUUGUAUGUCGCGCCCUUAGACGCUGUACCCGAAACUUCGGAAGCCGAAUUACUCCCUCCGCCACCUCCAGCUCGACUAUCAAACCGUCGUUCUCUAGGCAAGGUCAUGACUUCUGCUGAGUUCGAGAGUUUUCGGAGGCGGAAAAUCCUUGAAGAGACGGAAAGACUCUUCUACGAGGGCGAAAACGAGGAAGACAAGAUCGAUUAUGACGUGGUUGAUGAAGUAGACCUUGCUAGAAAGCAGAUGACACAGCGUAAGAGGCAGCAGGUACACCUUGAUAGCUAUCGACAGCAGAUGAUGAAGACAACAAAGGGGCAUGAGCUUCCACCUAUGCGUUCUCAUUCACGAAUGUCUUCCGCAUUUUCCUUCAAGACGACAGUCCGGGGUCAUAGAGAAGAAGCCCAUACGCAAUACGGCGGUGACGAUGAAGAUGAGGAUGACGUGCCGCUAGCUUUGCUCCAGAUAAAGCAACGAUCGGAGGGAAGAGAAGCUCCCAUGCAUAUCGCAGAUGGCAGGUCGGAGUAUGGUGUGCAGCUCCAGCCAGCUCCAGAGAACAGAAGACAGCAGCCGCGGUCCCCAAUGCCGGCUUUUGCCAGCAAGUUACCGCGCGAUCCUUUCGCUGGAAACGCAAACCCAUCUUGGCCGAUGAGUAACCAGCAACCCAUUCCCGGUGGUCUUGUCGGUGUGAUAGCAAGUGAGGAACGUGCGAAGGCCAUGCGUCGAGCUAUACCGAGCCAUGGCUUCCAGCCGCUCCCCGAUACCAACAAUGCUUUCAACUGGGCAUCGUCGUCGCAUCAGCCACCUCCAAUGCCGGGCGCAUAUGGCAUGCCAAUGGUGCAACCGCCAAUGCCAUAUUCUCGACCACAAACGCCAGUCGCAGUGCCACAUCUUCCUCAAGCCCCUGCCAAUCAUCAGAUGUUCAACUUUAUACAAGCCCAGACUGACUUUUUCCGAAGUAUGGCAACCAUCAAUCAAAAAAGAAAUGGCCAGCCAUGGGACAACUUUUCGUCACAGCAGUCCGUGAUGAACAUGGGGGUUCCCAGUGGGAUGCCCAGCCGUGCCCCCUCAAACUAUGCCCCUUCCAACUACGCACCAUCUAAUUAUGCGUCUUCGAAUUAUGCGAGGUCAACAUAUGCUCGCUCAAAUUACGCCAAGUCUGUUCACCAACGUGAUGGGGGAUAUGCCGCCUCAGUUGCCCCGUCCGAACGCAAUACUGUUGGUAUGCCAAGUCGCUACAGGCCGGUAUCCAAAGCGGCACACCCAGGACACGCAGAGAGAGAGACCCAAGCUUCCGCAAGAGUCUCUACUAGCAGUGACUGGAAUCAUAACCGCAAGGCAAGGCUAGACACGCAAGCUAUUCUUGAAGCAGACACCACUGACAGCGAUGAUGAUGAAGCAUUCUGGAGAGCCAGAAAAGCAAAGCGAGACAGGAGAAGAGCCAUGUGUUUUCAAGACAACGAUUUGGGAAUAAGGCCAGAGUGGAUUGGAUAG